Molecule: messenger RNA, 5585 nt
Organism: Octopus bimaculoides (California two-spot octopus)
Lineage: Eukaryota; Metazoa; Mollusca; Cephalopoda; Octopoda; Octopodidae
Product: F-box only protein 16
Molecular function (GO): nucleic acid binding; protein binding; zinc ion binding
Source: RefSeq, a predicted model, not a curated record
UGCAACUCCUUUCCGGUGAUCAUUGCGUUUUUUUCGAUUCUUCGCUUCAUUUUUCUUAAAGAUCUAGGGGAAAUCUUGCGUGGUGCACCGGAUCUUAUCCUGUUUUCUAUAGUUCCUGAUUUUUUAUAUCUUUGAAUAAAUGAAGAUAUGGUAGAAAAUGGAAUACAAAGGGUCUCUGAUAUUUUCCUGUAACUUUUACCUGCUAUUCACUGUUCAAUAAUUAAGUUUUUCACUGAAUUUGGCAUUGAAAAGCGGUGGGCCUUUGAACCCUAGACUAUUGCAAUACCUGGUCCUGAAUUUAGAUGGAGUGGAUGGUACCUUCUAGGAUUUUCCUUUGAAAAAUGGUCAGACGAGCAACGAUCUUUUAUGCUUUUAUCAAUGGUGAAAGGAUGCAGCCCCAAGCGACUUCAGUUUGUUAAACAGUGUAUCGAUGAACAUCUACCUGUUUGUCAAGAGGACUUUACUCGUGUUUUACCUCGUGUCCUUAGUCUCUUCAUCUUCUCCUAUCUUGACCCACGAAGCCUCUGUAGAUGUUCUCAAGUUUGCUGGUUUUGGAAUCAACUAUGUGAGAUGGACCAGUUAUGGCUGCCUAAGUGUGUACGCUUUGGGUGGUAUUUACCUCAGUUACCAAGUCCAUUUGAAUGUUCUUCAUGGAAAAGACUUUAUGUUGAUAAAAUCCAGAGUCUAAGAUUAUUCCAUACAAAAGAACUUGUAACUCUUGACCAAGAAUUAGAAAAAUUUAACUUGGAGAAAAAACAAAAAGAAUUACUCAAAACAAAAAAGUCACUUGCCAAAAAUGGGCAAAAGCCAUGGAAAAGAGCAGAUCUACAUCCCAAGGAUCUGAUUCGUUAUAACUACUUGGAAAAUAAUGAAUUUUAUACUGAAGGAUGCACAGAAGAUUUUUACAAAAAGAUCUCAAGACCUAAUAAAUCUGCCAGCAGUAAACAGUUGGUUAAUUCAGCCUACACUAUCAGAUACAACUUAAACAAAAAACCUAUUUCGAAGUUGAAACAAACUGAUGAGUUAAUGCUGAACCUCAACACAGAUUAUAACACCAGCAGAUUACAAACAACACCAGCUUUUCAAAACUAUAUUGAUACAUUACAAAUAUCAGAAGAACCAAUCACAACUACUAUAACUCUCAGUCACUCAAAAUGUGUGAGACCUGUACAAAAAAACCAAGGCACAUUAUCCAAUUCUCUAUUUCCAUCACAACCAUGGAAACUAGCCACUGACCAAACAGAUUCGGAUUCUUAAAAACAAAGCACAGUACAUUGGAUUCUUCCACAGAGUUCAAAUAAUAAUAAAAGUUUUGGAAAAUAGAUUAUAUGUGAUUAUAUGUUUAUAUUUUUGUAUGUAAUUAUCAAUGGUGAGAUUUUCAAUCUAUGUUAUGUUUAAAUAGAAAUUGCUUUCUUAUCAUAUUGAAUUAUUCUCCAUCUACUCAUACACAUAUCUCUUUCCUUUAUGUGUUAGUCAGAAAGGGCUAGCAGUAACCACAAUAUUUGUUGGCACCUACAGACUGAUGAGAUUGAUGUAGUCAGUGUCCAACCUGAUCGUCUGUAAGUCAGUGUUUGCUGGAAAAUAAUUGGGUGUGAAGGGAACCCAGAAAAUAGUCCUCUAAACACUUACAUGAGAGUGAUAACAAAAGACAGAUGGUAACAUUUAAAUUGGUAAGUUUACUUUGGUUGAGCUUGAUGAUAUAGAAAAAUUAUAUCACAAUAACAAUAUUUAUACUUAUCUUCUUAUAGUAUCUACUUUUCUAUACAGCAAAACAUAGCAGUUCAGAAAACGAGUGUUAAAGGGGUGGUAUGAUAAAGGCAAGAAGUGAAUAUGUUUGGUCAGAAUGUUAUGAUUUAUGGUAAUAAAACUGAUUUGUAAUAAUGAUGACAACAUAAGGUAAUUAUGUCAGUGAAUCAAUCAAAGAAAGGUCUUCAUUCUCAAACAAUAUACUGAGGGACACACAGCAGUUUAAAUUACAGGUAAUUGGCUUCCCAUGUUUGGUAUUCCAUUAUUAAUUGUGAAUCUGGCAAUUUUGUAAAGAAUAGGCGCAGGAGUGGCUGUGUGGUAAGUAGCUUGCUUACCAACCACAUGGUUCUGGGUUCAUUCCCACUGUGUGGCACCUUGGGCAAGUGUCUUCUACUAUAGCCUCAAGCUGACCAAAGCCUUGUGAGUGGAUUUGGUAGACGGAAACUGAAAGAAGCCUGUCAUAUAUAUGUACAUAUAUAUAUAUGUAUGUGUAUGUAUAUGUUUGUGUGUCUGUGUUUGUCUCCCCAACAUCGCUUGACAACUGAUGCUGGUGUGUUUACGUCCCCGUAACUUAGCGGUUCGGCAAAAGAGACUGAUAGAAUAAGUACUAGGCUUCCAAAGAAUAAGUCCUGGGGUCGAUUUGCUUGACUAAAGGCAGUGCUCCAGCAUGGCUGCAGUCAAAUAACUGAAACAAUUAAAAGAGUAAAAGAGAAUACUAAAAUAGUACUAAAAUAGCCAACUUUAUAAGCAUCACUCUCGACUUAAACUUUACUACCUUCACCAAAAAGGUAAUUAAGCCAUGCAAUAUAUUGAUUUCAAAUUUUGGCACAAGGCAAUUUUGGGGUGGGAGGAUUUUGAUAGCAUCAACCCCAGUGCUCAACUGGUGCUUAUUUUAUCAACCUCAAAAGGAUGAAAGGCAAAGUUGACCUAAUAUCACUUAUAACAGUAACAACAACCCCAGUAGCAAUAGUGUAGGAAAUAUAGACCAGUACAAUUUUUACAAGCAAUACAACCCUAAUAGAGCCAAAAAUGGAAGUAGGGAUAUAAUGAAAAACAAAGUAUACUUUCAGACCUUGUGCCUAUAGUAGAAAACAUUAUUACUUGGUAGUAUUACCUAUUAAUAUUAAAUAUUAAAAGUAUACUUUAUUAAUAGGUAAUACUACCAAGUAAUAAUGUUUUCUACUAUAGGCACAAGGUCUGAAAUUUGUGAGGAGGAGACUUGUCGAUUAUAUCAACCCUAGUUUUUGAUUGGUACUUAAUUUAUCAAUCCAAAAAGGACGAAAGUUAAAGUCAACCUCAGCAGAAUUUGAACUAAGAAUGUCAAGGUGAAUGAAAUUCCGCAAAGCAUUUUGCCCUGUGUGCUAACAAUUCUACCAGUUCACUGCCUUACAAAUACAAGUAAUAAUAACAGUAAUUAUAAUAAUAAUUUGUUCUACUUUAGGCACAAGGCCUGAAAUUUGGGGGUAGGGCUAGUUGAUUACAUUGAACCCAGUGCUCAACUGGUAUUUAUUUUAUCAACCCCAAAAGGAUGAAAGGCAAAGCCAACUCUAGCAAUUAUUUGAACUUAGAAUAUAAAACUGAAAGAAAUACUGUGAAGCAUUUUGUUUAGUGUAAUAACAAUUCUACCUGCUCACUACUUUAAUAAUUAUAAUAAUAUGAAUAAUCCUAAUUAUGCCCAAAACUUGAAUGCUAAUAAUGAUGAUGAAUAUUAAUUCAUAGUAUUAAUGAUAGGACUAACAGUAGUACUGACUAUAUCAAUCUUGAAAAAGCUGAUAGGGCACUACAUGUAACCUGCAAUAGAAGACUUACAACUUCAGAAUACCAAUCCAUUGUUCAUUGAGGGUCGAUUGCCUACAGUAUAACAUUGUCUAUAAAUGUAUAGUUACCACAACACAUACCCACUCCUGCAGAAUUUAAAUUGGGUUAAUGAUUAAUUUUAAGUGUUGAUUUGUUACAGAUGGUAGCUCCUUUAUGAACAUUAAUAGGAAAUUAUCUACCUUCCUUGCCACCUACAUUUACCACCUCAAAGCCGAGGGUAUUCCUUAUAUUUCUUGUUAGCAUCUUUUUUAGAAUUAUUUUAUUUUCUUUUAUAUCCUCUUCAUACCUAUCCUUGGUCUGUUAUGAUUUAUGGGUCUCUCUGGAAUUAGCUGGCCAAAGCCCAUAUCUUCUCACUCUAUUUUUAUAGGCUUCCUUUGGUCUUGCUUUUCUAAUGACAUAUAUUUAUAAACAAUGUUCUCUGCUAAGUUAUUUGCCAAUAUACUCUGAUAAGAAUAUUAUGGGUCUUUCAAAAUCUGUACCUGUUCAUACAUCUGCAAUAUUAGUGAACUUCAUUACAAAAUAUGCAUGAUAUAAGCAUUAAUCAUUGAUUAUCCAAAACAGAUGUAAAGGUAAGACUUGAUUACAUCAACUUUCCAUUUGAAUACAUUCCUUAUGCCUGCUAUUGUCUGAAUCUUUUGUGCUUUUAUAUGCUAUAUAUAUACUUCUAUAUGCUAUGUAUAUUUAGGAAUAUUUAGGAUCUGAAUCUAGCCCAUCUUACUUCAAUCAGCUUUUAUACUUUGCCUGUGAGUUUGAUGUAUACAUUUUUUUCUAUACACAUUUUUUUAAUAACCAUGUUAUUUAGAAAUUGAAUUUAGUCAGCAUUUUUAAUCGUUUUUAAUUGUUUGUGUUUUUAGGCUUCAUUCUUCCUAAUUGAUUUCCCUAUCUCUUGCAUGCUUUCUAAUUGCUACCACCCCUCUCCUUUAAUUAAAGAUAUAAGCAUUGGAUACAGGAUAUAUUACAUAUAUAUAUCUCUUAGUUUCAAUUUUUUCUUUCUUCCUUUAUUUCCCUUUUUUCUUCUAUUUAUUUCUCUUCUAUUUUUUACCAUGACUGCAAAUUCACUCCCCCUUUUAAUAAGUGUAUUUUUCAUUCAUAUUAAUUUUUGUACCAGUUUUUGUGAUACUCAUUUGCCCUUGUAUAAAUUUCUAAUUUUCAAUUUUGACUUCCAUUUUAAUUUUAUUUUUUAUUAGUUGCAACAUUUUAUUUUUGAUUAGGUCUUUUUUAUUCUUUGUAAUUUUUCUAUUCUUGUUUUCAUACAAUUAAAUGUUUUAUGCUGUCCAAUUUUUAACUUUAAUUCAACUUUGACUUGCCUUUCUGCUAAGUCAAUCACUUUCAUCCAAUAGAUUCCCAUUAUACAGUUCUAUAUUUGAGAGAUGGGGAAUUAUGUACAUUAUUUGUAUUUGACAGAUAUUUGUCCUCAUCUUGUUUAUUGUUAACACAACAUUUUGGCUGGAGAGUACAUCAGCCGAAACGUUGUGUUAACAACAAACAAGAUAAGGACAAAUAUCCAUCAAAUGUAAAUAAUGUAGAUUCCCAUUAUUUUGAAAUGCAAUUUCCCUGCCCAAUCAGUUUUAAAUGUUUAUUUGAUGAGUUGACUGACAUGAAUACCAUUGCACUUUUCUAAAUACUUACAAAUGUCUGAUGAUCAGUUUAUUUAUAGAUUGUUAGAACAAAUAUUUCUGCAAUUUUACAAUCCUAAUUGAAGAUAUAAAGUCAGCAUCAAAAUAUAGGCAAAAUUGUUGAGUUGGAAGGAAGGGUCAACUAUAUUGGAAUGUAUUAGGUCAUUGGAUCAUAACCAAUGACGCCAUCUUUGCAUGCGUGUUAAGGAAAUAUGUCUCCAAGUGAUUAAAUCAGAAAUUGCAGACACACAAUUCUCACCUCCAUACUGAUUAAUAGAGCACCUGUAAUUUUCAUAUUCCUGGAGAAUAGUUUAUUUUUGAAAUAUUAAAAGAUUUGAAUCUUUACAAUAAUGAUAAUUGUAAUUUUCAUGUAUGUUAAUAUUUAAUAAACAUUUUAUGAAAUUA